Molecule: messenger RNA, 2621 nt
Organism: Drosophila kikkawai
Lineage: Eukaryota; Metazoa; Arthropoda; Insecta; Diptera; Drosophilidae
Gene: ACOX1
Product: acyl-CoA oxidase 1
Biological process (GO): lipid homeostasis; fatty acid beta-oxidation using acyl-CoA oxidase; chromatin organization
Cellular component (GO): pericentric heterochromatin; nucleus; peroxisome
Molecular function (GO): acyl-CoA oxidase activity; FAD binding; chromatin binding
Source: RefSeq, a predicted model, not a curated record
GGUUUUUAGAUCUAAACAUUUUUGAAGUAUUUAACACAAAAACACAACUAAAACAGACAUUGAAAUGCUUAUGCUUGCCCAACCAAUGUACUCUCCUCUUUCAAGCGAUUAAAUACACACAAAGCCAACUCAUUACUUGUGUAUGCUGGCGGUUAAAGUUCACGUACACGAGGGCUGGCAACCGCGAUUAGAUUCCGAUUUGGCACGGAUCAGAUCAGCAGCACCUACUCCACACUUAAUCUGGACUGGAUUGGCGCUACUGUCCCCACUGUGUCGAGCACUUGAAGAUCGCCACUGUGUGCCACUGUGAGUGUGGAAUUGCCUUCUCCGCAGCAAUCAGUCAGUGCGCGAUACUCACCCAAGACGGACGCCUUGGAUUGUUGUUAAAAACCAGUUUACGUUUUACUACGUGCAACGUGCAAAAUGCCAGCCAAAGAAGUAAAUCCCGACAUCCAGAAGGAACGCAACACGGCCACCUUCAAUCCACGCGAGUUCUCCGUGCUAUGGGCAGGUGGCGAGGAAAGAUACAAGGAGAAGAAGACUCUGGAGAAAAUGUUUCUGGAGGACCCUGCCCUUGAAGAUGACCUCCCUGUCUCCUACUUGUCACACAAGGAGCUCUAUGAGCACAGCCUGCGCAAAGCCUGCAUCAUUGGCGAGAAGAUCCGCAAGCUAAGGGCUGACGGCGAAGAUGGUGUGGAUACCUACAAUGCUCUCCUUGGCGGAUCCCUGGGAGCAGCCAUCUUGAAAGAGGGCAAUCCCCUGACCCUGCACUAUGUGAUGUUUGUGCCCACCAUCAUGGGCCAGGGAACCAUGGACCAGCAGGUGGAGUGGCUGAGCAAGGCCUGGGACUGUGAGAUUAUUGGCACCUAUGCCCAGACAGAGCUGGGGCAUGGAACCUUUUUGCGCGGCCUGGAAACCCGGGCGGACUACGACCCCAAGACCCAGGAGUUUGUGAUCAACACACCAUCUCUGAGUUCCUACAAAUGGUGGCCAGGAGGAUUGGGCCACACGGCUAACCAUGCCGUGGUGGUGGCUCAGCUAUACACCAAGGGCGUGCACCGUGGCCUGGCCCCCUUCAUUGUCCAGCUGAGGGACUCGGACACCCACAAGCCCAUGCCUGGCAUUGAUAUUGGAGAUAUUGGCACCAAGCUGGGCAUGAAGAGCGUAAACAAUGGCUAUUUGGGAUUGAAAAAUGUGCGGGUUCCGCUGAACAACAUGCUGAUGAAGAACCAGCAGGUCCUGGCCGAUGGCACCUAUGUGGCGCCCAAGAACAGUGUGCUCACUUAUGGAACCAUGAUGUUUGUGCGCUGCGCUUUGAUCCGCGACACCGCCCAGAGUCUGGCCAAGGCCUCCACCAUUGCCACCAGGUAUUCCGCUGUGCGUCGCCAGAGUCCCAUUGAUCCCAAUCAGCCGGAGCCCCAGAUCAUGGAACACACCACACAGCAACUCAAGCUGUUCCCCCAGAUAGCCAAGGCUAUUGUUUUCAAGACAACGGGCGAUGGCAUCUGGAACAUGUACAAUGUGAUUUCUGGAGAGAUUGAACAGGGUAAUCUUGAUCGCUUGCCCGAAAUGCACGCCCUCUCCUGCUGCCUGAAGGCCAUCUGCAGUGCCGAUGCCGCCGCUGGUGUGGAGACUUGCCGUCUUUCGUGUGGCGGUCAUGGCUACAUGGACUGCUCUAACUUUCCCACAAUUUACGGCAUGACCACCGCCGUGUGCACCUAUGAGGGUGAGAACACGGUGAUGCUGCUGCAGACGGCACGUUACCUGGUCAAAGUUUAUGGUCAGGCUCUCAAUGGAGAGAAACUGGUGCCGACGGUGGCCUAUAUAAAUGAGGCUCUGACCCAACAGAAGUUUGUUAACUUUGACGGUUCCUUGGAGUCGAUUGUGAAGGCUUUCCAGUUUGUGGCUGCCAACAAAACCCGCAUUGCCUAUGAGCAACUUGAGCUGCGUCGCAAGCAGGGACAUGGCACUGAGGUGGCAGCCAAUCUGUGUGGAACCUUCCUGACAGCAGCGGCAGAUCUUCAUGGCCGCGCCUUUUUGGCCCAGACUGCUUAUACGGAACUUUUGGAGUUGUCGCGACAGGUCUCGCCCGCCCUGGCCGAUGUCCUCAAGGUGGUCCUUGAACUGUACCUGGUGGAUGCCUGCCUCAACCGCAUUGGGGACUUCUUAAGGUUCAUUGAACUCACAGAUCAAGAUGUCACCAAGCUGGAGGUCCGCCUGGAGAGCUGCCUGAAACGUUUGCGUCCGAAUGCCGUCACCCUGGUGGACAGCUUUGAUCUGCACGAUCGCGUUUUGGACUCCGCCUUAGGAGCCUACGAUGGCAAUGUUUACGAGCACAUUUUCGAGUCGACCAAGAAAAAUCCUCUUAACAAAGAACCAGUGAAUGGAUCAUUCCACAAGUACUUGAAGCCCUUCAUGAAGGCUCACCUCUAGACGAUGCCAACUGAUUAUUAUCCUCACUACUGUUACUCUUGUAAAUAUAAUCUGUAUAUUUUGUAAUGUUUUUGUAUUGUUUUCGUAUUUCCGCAACCGUGUUGCUUAGCAAAAUGUCUGAAAGACAACCGAAAUUAUGGCUUAAGCAGUUGAAACUAGGCUUUAAAUAAACUGAAUUUCAAGCAAAA